AUGAUUCGCAAGCGUGAGAAGGGAAUGAAGAUUCUGGCGUUGUAUUGCGUUACCGUAAUGGAGGCGCACGAAAUCGUCGGUGUCGAGUGGGGUAUGAAUAGAAUGGAUGAAUGGAUGGAUGGACGCCAGUCGCUCGCUGAAGAAACCUCAAUGUAA
Sclerotinia sclerotiorum 1980 UF-70 is the source of this 156-nucleotide messenger RNA. RefSeq lists its product with no specific name. Bases 1 to 156 code for a protein of 51 amino acids. The transcript has a single exon. Lineage: Eukaryota; Fungi; Ascomycota; Leotiomycetes; Helotiales; Sclerotiniaceae. The record is from RefSeq and is a predicted model, not a curated record.